ACACGAGCAGCAUUUGAAACGGUGUUGUGCCUUGCUGGAAGUGUGUUGGUGUCUGUGCGUUGUAAAUAAAUUGACAGUAUUACGGUGACUUUGAGCGAUUGGUGUGAAGGAUACGCAUUAUUGAUACCCAAUAGCGAACAAAUAGAAGGAGAUAUAUGCAAGAUAAUGUGUGUAGCAGCCGAGUGAGACCAUGAUGUUGGGGGAGACUGUGGUCCUGGGAGUGGGAGGAGGAGGCAGCGGCAACCUGCUUCGACCCCGCUCAGCAGACAACCUUGCCCGGCUCGCCCCUGCGUCUUCCAUGCCCGCUCUCGAUGAUCUCACCGAGUCUGAAGUUUUCGUAGGUGAAGAAGAAGAAGAAACCGUAUUAGUGAGUAAUGGAAAUGAGAAGAAUGAGGACUUCCGUGAACGUCCAAAGUCCCUUCAGGAAAUAUUGGCACCAUUUGAUCAGGUGUCACCGUGUGAUGGCACAACACCGGAUUUGCAUUCCCCUACAAGCCCUACCCCAAUACCCACCACCAACCUUGUGAUUACCUACCAUGACGAAAGCCUUCGUCUUCCUUUGGAUGCUGUGAAAGAAGAAGUCGAGGCAGAAGCAUUAGAGGAAGCGAGUAUGAUUCUCUCGAGUGGACCUGGCUCACUCAGCCAUACUUCGCUCGCCUCUUCUGUUAUCUCAAAUACUUCUUUAGAUGAUGCCACCCUAUCCUCUCGAACAGAUACUCUCGAUACAGUUAUUGCUGUGAAUAUUAUACGACAAACACCCUCUCCUGAAUCUACCACCAGUAGUAGUCCUAUGCCAGCAAAAACAUCCCCUCCCCCUCGGCCUGGUAAUAGAGAUGCGGCGCGCGUGUCUGGAACAACGCCCCCAAGGACGUCUCCUACUUCUCCACGCAGUUCUGGCCGUAGCUCUCCAAGGACCUCUACAGAUACCCCACGUACUCCUGAGAGGCGUCGCAAGACAGUUUCUGUGUCUUCACCCCGGAGUGACAGCAGUAGAGGCAGCACGCCGAGAACACCUGCUUUGCGCACAACGCCUCGUACCUCAGAGAAACCCAAAAGCGAAGAAAAGAAAAUCCCUAGAAGCUCACUACGUAGUUCAACGAUAUCGACUGAAAGAAAAUCGAGCUCAAGGUUGCAUGAUACAGCCAGAAAAGAUGCCGAAAAAUCCUCUAGUCAUUUACGCACCAAAUUAACCGAUAAGGAUCACACGGAUGAAAGCCGCAGUACGAGCUUGUUGCGAAAGAAGAAAGUUGAGACCAAAGAUACCAAAACAGAAGCAGACAAAAGUGGCACAUUGGGAAGGAAAAAGAAGGAGCCUAAAUCAGAAAAGGAGGAAGUUGCUGAAAAGUAUGGUACUUUAGGCCGAUGUAGAAAAGCAAAAGAAAGUGGUGAUGCCAAAGAUGAUGGGAGAGACCAUGGUAUAUCAAAGGAUACUAAACAUACUCUGGAUAUGUAUGCUACUCUUCCAAGACGCAAAGCUCGAGAAAUGAGUGCUCGAUGGAGAGAACAAAUGGCCUCAGAAGAGGAGGCUGCAAAGGUAUCACUAAGGCGAACAAAAUCUAUUGGGAAAACUGAAUCUUCUAGUAGCUCCUCAUCCUCAAGGGGCCGGAGCACGAAUUCAGUAAUGACGUCAAGUUUGCCUUCAAGUGCACUGACAGGUCUUUCAAGAGCUCGAAGCCCUCGAAGUACCCACAGGGAGCCUAGACCUGUGCCAGGGUCGUCAUCUUCGACCACCCGCAAAGAGAGAACCAUCAUCUGCUUGGAGACAGCUGUUCAGACUUCCCUUACUGGGAAUGAUGUCAGCUCAGCAAUGAGAGCUCUAUCUCGUCAGAAUUCCUCAAAUAAUGAUGAUGGCUCUCAAUAUACAAAGCCCCAUGUUACAUUCAUUAGUGAAGUAGAACCGCCAAAGGAACGGAAAGACAGACAGCAUGUUGAAGUGCAGGUUGAAUUGGCUUGGCGGUUAGGUGAAGGAGAACUACCCGAGCAUGUUCGUCGUCUAACAGAAGAGCAUACACGCUUACAGACAGAGCACGCUCGAGCUCGUGCUCGUUUAGAAGAAAUGGAAAAGCUCCAGAGUGAAGUGGAGUCACUGAGGAUGUCUUUACAAGAAGAAAAAAUGGAAAAGGAAGAAGUUCAAGGUGAACUUGACAGGACAUCCCAGCGUGUCAAAGAAAUGCUUGCAUCAAUGGAAGGAGUUGAACAUGAAUUCAACAGCCGUGGUGAUAGUCUAAUUGAGUUGGAGUCUCAGUUGCAUCACUCAGCCAAUGUUCACAUCCAAAUGCAAGAGAAACUCAAUCAGUAUGAGGAGUUUGCUGUAAAAAUUAAAAGAGACCUGGACAAGAGCGUUGCAGCCCAGAAGACGCUCUUGCAGCAGGUUCAAGACUUGGAAAACGAGGGACGGGAAAUAUCAGAUUUUAUGGCAGAAGAAAAAAACGCCCUUGCUGAAUGCCUUCGUGAAGCUGAGACUGAACUUGCGAGGCUACGUGAUGAAUGCAAGCAGCUAUCAGCUAAAUACAAACAAAAGGAUGAGGAAGCAAGACACAUGGUGCGCCUUGCUGAAGAACGAAAGAAUAAGUGCAUGGCUCUGCAAGCAGAGAUUUGUUCUAUACAGUCUCGUACUCGUGAUAUGAUGGUGUGUCAAGGAGCAGAAGUCUCUGGUGCUGCAGUGUCCCUUGCCAACUUAUCUUCACGACUGCAAACUUUGAUUGACAAACUUGUUCAAGAUUAUUCAAUUACUGAGUCUGAUCUUGAGAUGAUAGUUACACCAACCGAAUCAGACAGCAGUGCCUCCUCUACAAAUGGGACGCCAGAACGCAAAUCUCCCUACAAGGUGUCUGCACGAACGCCUUCCCCUCGUAAAACUGCCUCGUUUAUAUCCGCCCUUUUACAUGCAAUGCGUGGCAGUCCAAAAGAAAAGAUGAAUCAGCUUGGUGGGACUUCACACUGUAAUGGAACUAGUAAACAGAUAACAGAAGGCAGAAACUCGCCAGAGGGAUCAGAAAGUAUUGACCUGGAACCUGAGGGAGUCAAAAGUACUUUAGGAUCUCCACCAUCUGCCAGCAACAGUGUAUCUCUAGCAGAUCAAGUAACAGAGGUUGACAUCCUACUGACUCGUUUCCUCAAGGUUUGCUGUGUACUCAAGAAUGACACAGACAACCGCUUAGGGGAGAUAGAAGACGAAAACGAUCGUCUCUGCAGUCAGAUUAGAUCUCAGCAGGUUAUCAUUGAUCAACAACAUUCAGAUUAUGAGAAUCUCAGUCGCUCUGAAGCAAGGGCCAAGCGCGAGCUUAUGGUUGUCUCUAGGGAUCUAGAUUUAACUACUCAGAAGCUGAACAAGUAUUACCAGGAAGAUUAUGAACUUCAAGUUAAGCCUGUGUGGGUAGAUAAACUAGAAGAGGAAGUUGAAAGACUUGGAACAACUGUGCGCCACUUAGAAGCCUUAAAUACAGAGAAGGAGCAGCAGUUGGCUACUUCAUUAGCAUCCCUUUCAGCAGCUCAAGGCCCUGUUCCCCCAAACCAUGUCUCUUUGGCUGUGCAUCAGCAAGAAAUUGGUACUCUUAAUGAUAAGGUUACAUCAUUACGCCAGAGUGUCAUAGAGAGAGAUAGGAGAAUCAGUGAACUUAGUGAGCGGCAUUCAGAAGACCUAGCUAGCAUUCGUGAGGCCCAGCUAGAAGCCCAAAAAUGUAAUCGACGCAUGGCAUCAACUGUUGAGCAUGUGCUGAAGCCCGUUGGUUCACACUGGAAAUCGGUGCCAAAGACAUUCCGAAAGGUCAGCAUCAGACCUUAUAAUCCUCGGGUUCCAAGACUUUGGAAAAUGUCCCCGAUAUUGUCUCCGGAAAUUCAACCCUUAAACAGCUGUUUGCCACCCUGGCAGCCACUGAAAAGUCAACCCUGCAGCAGAAUGGAAAUGCCAUCAAUAAGAAUGUCAACAAUAAAGACUUGAAUGCAAAUCCACAAACUAUAAUCCCCAUGGGCAUCAAUAAUAAAAAGCUUUCGCCCACACUGCAAACUGAAACACACCUCUGAGAAAGCGAUUAAGACUGGAAUUACACUAAGGAAUCAGAGGGUAAAAGAAGAAAUUCAGUUUGAGUUGUUUUGCUAAGGGUAUAGUUGACUGUAACUUGGUUGUUAGGUUAUACUGAGUUCUUUAAGUAUUUUAGUACAUAUUCUUUCCAGUGAAAGAAAUUUUACCACAAUGUGGAUUAAUUUUUUUUUGUUUAUCUUACCUCAGAUCAACAUCUGUUUAACAGUAUGGACAUUUAGUUUAUUUUCUGUUCAAUCUUAUACUAUAUAGUAGUGUACUUGAGUAUAUGAAAAGGUUUUUUUCAUUUAUUUUCAUUUCCUCUGUUUCUUUAGUGUGGUUUUGGUCUUAAUAGACUUUGACUUAACUAAUGAUGACCAACAGAGCUCCUUUGAGCUUUGCCAUUAAAAUAAUAUGACCUUUGUAGAAGUUAAUGAAUCAAUAAAUAUAAGGGAAAUUUCUUUGGACGUUAUUUAAGUGACAAUUUCACAUUUACUGUACCCCUUAUAGAUUCAUUAAGUAAAUUAUUGACGUCCAUAUUUAAUAUAGAAGCAUAAUAUCAAAUGGUAAAACACUGAAUGCAUGCAAAUUACAUAGACAUUUUUCAGUAUGAAUAAGUGCACUCUGUUUAAACUUCUGUAUGUUAGUCAGCAAGAUUAUGUAAGAACCACCCAUCAUAUUAUCUAAUGGGGAUGUGUCUUGAAUUGUUACUUCAUCCAUUGUUAAGGGGUAACUUUACAAAUCAUAUGACUACAUUUUGCCAUGUCACAUAAUCUUAAUAAAUUUGGCAAAAGUCUGAUAUUUUACACAAACCCACAUCCUAUUUAUCUCCUCUAAAUAGUAUGUACAAGUAAUCCAGUACAGCAUAGUGUAAUUGUGCCUUUUGGUUGUGAAUGCUAUAAAGAGCUUAUGAUUAAAAAGAAAUUUGUAAUCAGGAAGUUUCUAUUGUAUAGGUUCAUUUAAGUAUUGCAUGUUUCUGUGUCAGGUAAAUCAACCUAUUUGUUUUUACUUCCAUAAAUCAGUGAUAUUCUUGCAAAUAUUUCAGGUAUCUGAAAUUGUUAGACAUUAGGAGAUAAAGCCUUGCUCAUCUGAUAAGUCUGUAUUGUUACAUACAGGAGAUUUAGGCAAAUAGAAUAUUCUUUGCAUCCAACUCCUCAAAACUGAUGAGUACUGUACACAAAGGUUGUUGAUCACAACAUUUUUCCUUUGACUCUUUGCUUCUGUCACAAGAGCUUUGGAAGUAUGGUCUGUAAAUGAAAAGCUUUAAACAUGAGCUCGCAAUCCUUCUCGGUUGUCGUAUGUGUCCUUUCCUUCCUUCCUACUUAAAGGUUUUGAAAUGUUACCAUUACCUUCAUUCUUUGUAUUCCUGUAACCUGUCUUUUAAAAGGUGGGUCCAUUACAUCUGGAAUCACCCUAUCUAUCUCCCUUCGUCUUCAUUUUUCUUGUUUUCUUGUAUGCCUGGACAUUGAAAGGGAUUUGUCUUGCCUUUUCUGUCAACCUUAACUUGGAAAAUACAUAUGGAGAAGUAAAGUGGACUGUUUAAAGUUUAUUUAAAAAAUGCUGAGCUUAAGCAGUAUUGGACUGGGAACUUUCUAAUGUUGAACUGGAAAAACAAGGAGCUUUAGCAAAACGCAUUAAUCUAUAGUAAAUGUGGAGAUUCUCAUUGUUUUUUGAGGUGUAGUAUGCAAAAUAGAAGAUAUAUAUAGAUAUAUAUUGACAUAUUAAAUUUUUAAAGCUAAGCACCACCAGAUAUUUAUUAGUUCAAGUUAUAUAUGAAUGGUGUGUUAUCAAAGCACAAGUCUAAACCAAAGUCUCUCUAUAUGUAGAUUUAUAUUACAUAGCAGAAGCAGUCUAUUACAAGCGUUGCUUCAUUUUUACUCAAUGCUCCCUGUGAUCAUGAAAGUAAGAGUAAUUUUUAUUAUUAUUCUUCAAGCAGCAAUUGUUUUUAACUGUUUUGCUACAUAUUUUUCACAAGAGUCAUUUGGUUAAUUAUUAUAUUAACCAAAUUGUCUGUCCACUUAAAUUGUGCAUACUGUAUUUUUGUGAUUAAUAAUACCUGACUAUUUUCAAACUUAAAUACUUACUUUUUGUAAAUAUAGAAAAUGCAAUUGGAAUUUCUGCCUCAGGCUCAGAUCUGCACCUCUGCAGCUAGAUUAGAUUAGUUUUAUUGAUCUCGUUAUUGGUUUUGUUUUUGCAUAAUUGCCUAAAUUGUAUUUUGUACUUAGCUUUUUAUUAAUAAAGAAAUUUAAGUAGCAAGAA
Messenger RNA from Macrobrachium nipponense, 6277 nucleotides. RefSeq names its product sperm-associated antigen 5-like (gene corn). The transcript has 16 exons. Bases 191 to 3940 code for a protein of 1249 amino acids. The record is from RefSeq and is a predicted model, not a curated record. NCBI's taxonomy places the organism in Eukaryota, Metazoa, Arthropoda, Malacostraca, Decapoda, Palaemonidae.